UUCUCGGAGCACAAAGUGAAAACGCAUCAUCGUCCUCCUCACACGUUACGAUGCCCACACGGAUCCACAAGGACAGGCUUUAAUCCCCUCUGACUCCCUCAGGGACAUUUUGUUUCUUUUAAGGAUUUAUUUUUUAUGCGUUUUGGUUUUUAAUUUUCAAAGAAACCUCUUUUGUCAGCGGGAUACCGAUGGCCACCUCCGCCACCAUCCCCAGCAUCAGCACCACCACCGGAGGGCCGUCGGGCCAGCCAGGACGGCCGGGAUCCAACCAGCACACCUAGCAGCUCCCUCAGCUGCUGAGGACCUCGGCAUUUGACGAUCUGCCUUAACUGACCUUUUUCUAUUCUGACGGGUCACAACCUCUGUGCAGAACAACAGGACUCUUCAUCAUCAUCACUAAGCCUCCAGCUCUGAGCAGCCAAACAUGACGAAGUGGAGCAUCAUUGUCGUCUUAUGAAAACCUGAAACCAAAUUCUGAAAAAUGACUGAGAGCAGGAGGAGGCGGAGGGAGGUGUGAAACGCCAAACGGAGAGAAAAUCCGGACAAAUAGGAUGUGGAUUUGGCAUUUACUUUUACCCUGAAUGUGUUGUCCAUUAAAACACGUUUAUGCCAUGACUGAAGUUUUGUGACUUUAAAACUCUUCAGCAUACUCAGCGUUUCAGUUCAGCAUCAAAAACCAAAAACAGGGAUCAAAGCUUCCAAUAAUGUAGAAGUAGACAGCAGAGUCGAUUGUUCAUUCAUAAGCUGUUUCUGUUGGACAACAGUCCGAUAAAGACGACCACGAUUGUCUCUUCCUGACAAACCCUGGGAUUUUUUGAGGAGGUGAAACUGUUCUAUUCAAGUUAUGUUCUUUAAAAAAAAAUCUGGAAUCUAAAAUCAAAGACAUCAAAAACAAAGACAGCAAAUAAGAUUGUUUUAUAGUUUAGAGGUCAAAGACUCACUUUACUGACUGUUUCAAAACCAAAUCAAAAAACUGAGCCACAGAAGAUUGUACAACAAAUCAAUCAGCAGAAAGGAACUGUCUGGAAAUCUUCGUCUUGGAAUUUACAGAAGUUGGAAUAAAACUUGACAAUCCUAAGACAUAAAAAGUGGAAAACAAUCUCCCGAUUGUGGGUCAGUAGUCUGUGAAGAAACACAUUUUGGACAUUAGGAACCACAUCAGAGUGAGACCCCAUGAUGACCCAUCUACACGCCGGUCUGAGCUCAGAGACGACGGAGAAGGCUCGCUUAGAGCUGAAUGAAAACCCAGACACUCUGCACCAGGACAUCCAGCAGGUCCGGGACAUGAUUGUCACACGGCCCGACAUUGGUUUUCUGCGGACCGAUGAUGACUUCAUCCUCCGUUUCCUGAGAGCCAGAAAGUUUGACCAGGUGGAAACCUUCAGGCUGCUGGCCCAGUACUUCCAGUUCAGACAGCAGAACCUUGACAUGUUUCAGAGCUUCAAGGUUGAUGACCCAGGUAUUAAGCGGGCACUGAUGGAUGGUUUUCCAGGCGUACUGGAGACUCCAGACCAACAUGGCCGAAAAAUCCUCAUUUUGUUUGCCUCCAAUUGGGAUCAGAGCAGGAACUCGUUCACGGACAUCCUGCGGGCCAUCCUGCUGUCUUUGGAGGUUUUGAUAGAGAACCCCGAACUUCAGAUUAACGGUUUCAUCCUCAUCAUCGACUGGAGCAAUUUCUCCUUCAAACAGGCGUCCAAGUUAACCCCAAACAUCCUCAAACUGGCCAUAGAGGGCCUCCAGGACAGCUUCCCGGCCCGGUUUGGAGGAAUCCACUUUGUGAAUCAGCCAUGGUACAUCCACGCCAUGUACACCAUCAUUAAACCUUUCCUCAAGGACAAAACCAGGAAGAGGAUCUUCCUUCACGGCAACAACCUGAACUCUCUCCACCAGCUCAUCCAGCCUGAGUGUUUGCCGUCGGAAUUUGGCGGGACUCUUCCUCCGUACGAUAUGGGAAUCUGGGCACGAACAUUGCUGGGACCAGACUACAAUGACGAGACGGAGUACACGCUGACCUAUGAUGCGCUGCACGUCAGGGAGAACUGUGGAGGUGGAGGAGAGAAGGACAUGAUGAAGAGGUCUCAAUCUGCAGUUGAUCCAGAAACUCUCCGGCCAACAGAUCGAGAGACCAGCACACCUCUACUGGCCCUGGACUGAAGACACACGUAUAUAUAUAUAUAUAUAUAUAUAUAUAUAUAGUGUACCCACAAACACACACAUGUAGAUCCAUCAGCACACAUGUACAGACACACAACACACUUCUCAAAGGACAAAAACACACAGCAAAAACACUUAAUCACACCCAUAUUCUGUCUGUAUUUAGCUACAGGAUUUAAACUUGUGUCCUAAUGACCUGAACUCUGAACUUCCAAAACAGGACACAUACCAAUACACACAAAGUCUGUCCUGUCUCUGAGCCGUCUAAUGCCUCCCAGCUGAGCCUCUCUCCAGCCAGCAGCAUCUGUCCUGAUGUCUACAACGACACACUCUGAAGGGUGUAUUUGUGUGUCAUCUGACGUCAGUCUGCACGACCAUGUGCUUCAAGUCUUUGUGAGAAACCAGGAGGAAUGUAA
Labrus bergylta (ballan wrasse) is the source of this 2570-nucleotide messenger RNA. RefSeq names its product clavesin-1. NCBI's taxonomy places the organism in Eukaryota, Metazoa, Chordata, Actinopteri, Labriformes, Labridae. The record is from RefSeq and is a predicted model, not a curated record. Gene Ontology annotation, cellular component: membrane; clathrin-coated vesicle; endosome. Gene Ontology annotation, molecular function: phosphatidylinositol bisphosphate binding. Gene Ontology annotation, biological process: lysosome organization.